Phytomonas sp. EM1 is the source of this 1054-nucleotide messenger RNA. The record is from the annotation of a GenBank genome assembly. NCBI's taxonomy places the organism in Eukaryota, Euglenozoa, Kinetoplastea, Trypanosomatida, Trypanosomatidae.
GCAAACGACAAGAAGAUUUUAUCCUUUUUUUUCCAGCCAUAGAAUAUAACACCAAAGAUUGAAGGCAUCAUUUGCGCACACGAAAAUAUUUCAAUUUCCCAAUGCGUUUGUUUUCGGCGUUCUAUUUGGGUUUUGCCCUUCUUUCGUUUAUUGUCAUCUUCGGAAACAACGUGGAUGCAGCUGAAUUGCCUCUGAGAAUUUUCAGUCAACUCGGUGGUGAGUGGAAAGUGGAGGUGACCUCGCCUUGUACAUUUUUCACUGACGGGAAUGUGUCCUUUUCGAAUCAGUCUGCUUCGCUUAAAUGGAAGGAUGCCAAGGUUAACAAUCUCGUUACACGAAUUACCAGCGGUAAGGAGGGCGUGGAUACGCUUAGCCUAGAUGGCCUCAAUCCAUUCCUCGUCAAUGGGAAGCGAAGUGUUUCUUAUAAGAUUUGUGAAUUUCAAAAAAAUCAGCUUGAAACAUUAUCUCGCCCACUUUACGGACUAGACAUGAUGGCUACCGAGCUAACGCAGUAUUCGGGUGUCAUGGAUGGCAACUGCGACCUUGCGAACAAGCGAACUAUUUUCAUUCGGACUUUGGGUAUUCCGGUUGAGGGUAAGAAAGUUAACGCUCUCAAGCAAAAAGAUGCACUUCAGUAUGUUGAGGUGCUAGUGGAUAUUCAAAAAUUGCCAAACACAUGCUUCGUUGCACCCGCCGAAGGGGCGGAGGGGAAUAAGCCCCGCAGAGUGAAGCGCCGGGGCCUGCGCACUGGUUCAAUUGAGUCUGAUUCAGUAGAUGAGUUGAGUAAAAAUGGUCUUGUAUCGAUUCGGUUCUCGAAAAAAUCACCUCCUCGACGUACCUUUUUUGAGAAGUAUAAAACUUCAUUUACAUUUAUGAUAGUGUUCUUAGGGUUUAGGUUAGUCAAUAAGGUCGUCCAGCGUAAGUUUUCCGGUAAAUAACUGGAGUCAGUUUAAUUAGCUAGGUUGGUUUCCCACCCAUUCUUCUGUUAUCGAAUAUAAUAUUAACACUAAUAUCUCAAAUAAUGAGUGAAUUGUUUGGCGUAAUACUAUUCGUA